Cryptomeria japonica (Japanese cedar) is the source of this 1855-nucleotide messenger RNA. Its product is annotated as protein DETOXIFICATION 40. The transcript is spliced from 9 exons. Gene Ontology annotation, biological process: xenobiotic detoxification by transmembrane export across the plasma membrane. Lineage: Eukaryota; Viridiplantae; Streptophyta; Pinopsida; Cupressales; Cupressaceae. Gene Ontology annotation, cellular component: membrane. The record is from RefSeq and is a predicted model, not a curated record. Gene Ontology annotation, molecular function: xenobiotic transmembrane transporter activity; antiporter activity. Bases 107 to 1645 code for a protein of 512 amino acids.
GUUUCCUCCUCCUUUCAAUGAUAUAACACAAUGUAUGAUCUAAGCCAUUGAUAGUGUGUAAUAAUAUCCUUUGAAGUAUUCUUGAUUAAGGAUUCUUUAACUGGGUAUGGAGCCCGAAGUGCAAGAGUUUCUUUUGGAGAGGACUAAUCCUCCUCCUGCUAUUGACAGUCAUGUGGAGGAUAUUAACAGAUUGGAAGUGAUUUUGUCUGAUUUAGAUCAACCAUGGGGAAAGAGGAUGAGGGCCGCAUUGUUCUUGGAAUCAAAACUUCUAUGGCGAAUUGCUGCACCUGCAAUUGGAGUUUACAUGGUAAACUAUCUAAUGAGCCUCAUCACACAAAUCUUCUCUGGGCAUCUGGGGAACUUGGAGCUUGCUGCUGCUUCUCUUGGGAACAAUGGGAUUCAAAUUUUUGCUUAUGGACUCAUGUUGGGCAUGGGCAGCGCAGUAGAAACAUUAUGUGGGCAAGCUUUUGGAGCAAAAAAAUAUGAAAUGUUGGGAGUCUACAUGCAAAGAUCCACAGUCCUUUUGAUGGCAACUGCUAUUCCUCUCACAAUAAUCUAUGUAUUCUGCAAGAGAAUUCUACUUCUUUUGGGCGAAUCUAAGAAAAUAGCAUCGGCAGCCGCAAUAUUUGUCUUGGGUCUAAUCCCACAAAUCUAUGCCUAUGCUGCUAAUUUUCCUAUACAGAAGUUUAUGCAGGCACAGAGCAUUGUGGCACCCAGUGCUUACAUUUCUUUUGUUACAAUCUUUAUCCAUAUGCUUUUGAGUUGGUUGGCGAUUUACAAGCUAGGGUGGGGACUAUUUGGAGCAGCAUUUGUUUUGAGCAUAUCUUGGUGGAUUGUUGUUAUAGCACAGUACAUUUAUAUUAUGAAAAGUCCGAGGUGUAAGAAAACAUGGACUGGCUUUACUCUUCAGGCUUUUACUGGAUUGCCAUCUUUCUUAAAGUUAUCUAUUGCUUCUGCUGUCAUGUUAUGUUUGGAAACAUGGUACUUUCAGAUAAUGGUGCUCUUGGCAGGUCUCUUGAAAAAUGCAGAAAUUGCAUUGGAUUCAUUGUCUAUAUGCACAUCAAUUUUGGGAUGGGUAUUCAUGAUACCUAUUGGAUUUAAUGCUGCUGCUAGUGUUAGAGUGAGCAAUGAGCUUGGUGCUGGGAAUCCAAAAGCAGCAGCAUUUUCAGUGAUAGUAGUGACCACAUUCUCCUUUUUAAUAUCAGUGAUAUUUGCCAUCAUUAUUAUGCUUAUACGAAAUGUUAUGAGCUAUGCCUUCACAGAAGGGAAGGAAGUAGCAGAUGCUACAUCAGAACUUGCCCCAUUUCUUGCAGCAUCAAUUAUUCUCAAUGGAAUUCAACCAGUUCUUUCAGGUGUGGCUAUUGGUUCAGGAUGGCAAGCUCUUGUGGCUUAUAUAAAUGUCGGUUGUUAUUAUAUUGUCGGGAUACCCUUGGGAUGCCUUUUAGGUUUCAAAUUUGAUUUUGGAGUGAAGGGAAUUUGGCUAGGGAUGCUAGGUGGGACAACCUUACAGACUAUAGUUUUAUUAAUUAUCACCUUUAAAACAAAUUGGACAAAAGAGGUGGAAAAAGCUUCUCAACGAAUGUCAAAAUGGGAUGCUGAACAUGAAGAUAAAAGUCAAGAACAUACAACAAACAAUAAGGCUUAACGGAGGAACUUUUGCUUUGUAGAGAGAGUUUCAUUGGGCCAUUUUAUGGCGAGGAAGGAACUAAGAUUGAAUGAUUUAUCUUUAAAUCUUUUGAUAAAACAUUAUCUACAUUGUAGCCUAGUUUUUGCCAAAUGUUGGUUGGGCAUAUUUAUAAUACUUUCAAACUUUCAUGAAAUGAGUAAAAAAAUGAAAAAUAUUUCCAUUAUUUUA